AUGCGCUCUUCUAACAAAAUCAAAAGAAAAACGGCUGAUAUAGAGGAAAUUAUUGCAGUGGUAGAGACCGACAAUGCAAUAGUAGAAGAAACUAGUGAUGAAGUAGAACCUUCCUCCUCUGAAAAGGAAGUAUUGUUAUUGAAUCCUCUUCUACUAGAGAUGAGGUCACGAAGAACCAAACAGAGGAUAAGCGAUUCUGAACAUAAAAAGAUUGCCAGGAUUACCAUACUGUAUAUUUUGGCAUUUUUUGCUUUGGCCCUCGUGACCUUUUUCGUGACUUAUUUGGCUUGA
Acanthoscelides obtectus is the source of this 291-nucleotide messenger RNA. NCBI's taxonomy places the organism in Eukaryota, Metazoa, Arthropoda, Insecta, Coleoptera, Chrysomelidae. The record is from the annotation of a GenBank genome assembly.